Molecule: messenger RNA, 1842 nt
Organism: Phytophthora nicotianae INRA-310
Lineage: Eukaryota; Oomycota; Peronosporomycetes; Peronosporales; Peronosporaceae
Exons: 1
Coding region: 65-1618 (517 amino acids)
Biological process (GO): triglyceride biosynthetic process
Cellular component (GO): plasma membrane
Molecular function (GO): long-chain-alcohol O-fatty-acyltransferase activity; diacylglycerol O-acyltransferase activity
Source: RefSeq, a predicted model, not a curated record
AGCGAGAUUCACCUGGGUUGACUCGACACCAUUUUUGAAAACCCCAGCGACUGCUUACACCAAGAUGGACGUGGAGAACAGUCUCUUGACGCGGCUAGCCGCCAACGGGCCAACUAUGAGCGACGCUCCCAUGCUUCUGAUGGCUGUGGUGCUGGUGUUGGCGCUAUCGGGCGUUGCGUCCACCGUCUCACAGCAGCGACAGAAGGCAAACGAGGACGAGACUCUGCAAGGCCGUAAGCUCACGCGCAAGCUCAGCAACAUCGGCCUCUCGACGCUCGUUACGGAGGUACCCACCAACCUAUCCAUUCCCGUGUCUGUCUUAACCGUGGAAGGCCAUCUGACCAAGGAGGACUACAUUGAGCGCUUACGUGCACGUUUACUGCACGAUGCUUUCUUCUUGCGCUGGCGCAGCGUCGUCCGUGGAGACUACAAAACGGGCGUCUACAAGUACGUGGAGGUACCUGACUAUGACGUUGCGCAGAACGUGGUGGAGCACACGGUUGAUGAAGGAGAGACCACCAUGUCGUACGUUGAGUCCGCUAUUGUCAACACACCGCUGGACUUCGACAAGCCACUGUGGGAGAUGCACGUGAUCCACGACCCUAAGAGCAACCCGGGCGUCACCAGCGUCGGGUGGAAAGUGCACCAUUGCCUCGGAGACGGUGCCUCGCUUGCCACGGCCAUGGCCAAGCUCAGUGACCAGAGUGAGCUCUUCGACGCCAUGCUCGAGAAGCGCUUACAGGCCAAGAAGAACCCAAAGAUGCCGAAGCCUCGCAAACCCGUGACCCAGACCAUUAAGGACAUUUUGAUCUUCCUGUACGUCUGCAUCUGGUCAGUCUACGUGAUCUCGUAUCACAUGUUCGCACUUGUGGCUCGUCGUGAACCUGCCACGGUCUUUAAGCGUCCCGGAGGCAAGCAAAAACGUCUAUCAUACAACAUGAUCUACUCUGUUCAGACCACCAAGGCCGUGGGCAAACACUUCCGCGCUACAGUGAACGACGUGAUGCUCAAUGUCGUGGCAGGUGCCAUGCGCAAGACCAUGUUGGCUAUGGGCGAGUCUGUGGCUCCAACACUUAAGGUACGCAGCGCCAUCCCAGUGGACAUGCGCUCCAGCACGGAAGUCAUCCGCCACACUAGCAACCGCUUCUCUUCACUCGUGAUUGACCUUCCAAUCGGCGUCGAGGACCCUGCUCAGCGUCUGUACCAGGUCACGGCUGCUAUGAACGAGGCCAAAAAUUCACUGGAGAAGUUCUUCGUGUACUGGUCGAGCCACUUCGUGUCCAAGUUGCCAGCACCACUUAUGCGUUUGGUCGUACACUUCACUACCAGUCGUAUCUCCGUGGCUAUUAGCAAUGUGCGUGCCAGUGUCGUAGAAAUGAGUUUAUGCAAGAGUCAAGUGUCGGGCUUCUACGGUUUUGUGCCACCGCCGCCGUCUGUGAACCUUGGAGUGGCCAUCCUGUCGAUGGGCGAUAAUCUGGGUCUGAAUGUCCUUGUGGAUCCAUGUGUCGGUGUCAACGCUAAGCAAUUCCUGGAAUUUGCGAAGGAAGAAUUCACUGCGCUUCAAGAAUCGGUUGCUGCCAUUGAGGCCAACGCUAAUGAAGACAAGAAGACCAAGUAAAAAGCAAACACGGCAAAUUUAAUGAACUGGGCCACUCGUCUACAAAUAUUGGGCACAGGUUUGACGAUAUCGCUAAACGUUGCCUAGACUGGGAGGCUGCCUUGUCGAAAAUGAAACGUAAUGUUGUAUGCUAAAUGCUUUGUUAUCUUAUUCGAAUACUACUAGUAUUUUUUAGCCCUGUUCAACGUGAACUUCACGUGGGUAUUUAUAUGAUCGUUGACGAG